UCAGUGCAGCCUCACAGUCUCUGUCUGGACUCUUAGGCACCACACUCCCUGCCGGCUCACUGCUGUAACUCCCUGCCGGCUCACUGCUGUAACUCCCUGCCGGCUCACUGCUGUAACUCCCAGCUGGCUGCUACCAACAUGAAUCUACUGGAUCUCUGCCUGCUGUGCUCUCUCAGCUGGAACCUGACAGCUGGCAGCCAAGUCCUGUGCUCUGCGGAUAAGAGUACCGCGCCAGUAGGGGGCAGUGUAACCAUGCAGUGCAGACUGAACUUAAACAGCGCUAAACCCGACGUCCUGCAGGUGACCUGGAGCAAACAGUCGGGGGAGUUUGCCGGUACCAUCGCCACUUCCAGCCGGAGCCACGGGCAGAGGUUCUUGGGCCCCUAUUCCCAGCGGGAGGUUCGAUUCUCAGAAGAAACACAAGAUCUUUCUGCCAUCACCAUCAGCUCAGUGACCCCGGGGGACCGGGGAUGUUUCCAGUGCAUAUUCAAUGUCUACCCACUGGGAGCCUCUAUGGGCAGCGUCUGCUUGGACAUCACAGAAACCAGAAUCUCGGAUCCCAAGCUUGAUGUAAACAGUUCAGCAGAAUAUCAUGUUAUCAGCUGCUCAGCGACAGGGAAACCUGCCCCAACAAUCACAUGGAACCUAACAGAGACCCCCAAAAAGAACCCUCAGAAUUACAGUAUCAUUCACCCUGACCAGACAGUCACAGUCAUUAGCAACUUCACCCUCGCCACCUUGAGGAGGAUGGAAAGAAUAAACAUCACAUGUUUUGUACAUCACUCCGCUCUCGGCAGCGACAUUGUCCUCUCCAAGGCUAUAGAGGAUUCAGAUAAUCAUUCUUUUGGGAAGGAAAACACAUUCACAACUAAUGUCGCUGUGUUGGUGAUUGUGGUUAUUAUAGUGACAAUCAGUUUAGUUUUCAUAAUUGUCCACCAAAGAUGGAAAAUGUGCAAAUAUAACCAGAACAAUGGAAUCGGCACUGGAAACCACCAAGUAAAAGAGAAGCCUAAGGAUCAAAAAUGUUUCAGAACGUUUAACCCAAGAAACCAUACACUGGUAUGAUAAGCUAAAGCAGGUCUAUACCACUGGUGGUGGUGGCCCACAGGCUAGAUUUGGCUCUCCAGGUAUUUUUUUUUUACCCCCCUUCCUUACAAUCUGCCCAAAAGCUGCAUAGACAUCAUCAUUUCAAUUCAAUCCAUCCCUUGAACUUGGGGAUAUGAGUUCUAAUUACCAGUACUGAGCUAAGGACAGAUUCUCAGCCUGCAGACAUCACUCAAGAGGGACUCCUGGAGAUAAAAAUCAGCCUGUUGGAUGUUUCAGACAGAAGAUAAGAGGUAAUCAUGAUUGUUCAUAGGAUUCUGCUCCUCUUCCUCAUAUUAUUACCAUGGUCAAGGGCACAAGUUUUAGACUCAUGCCAAACGGGGCUGAUCUGGCCAGUGGAACGCUCAGGCCAAGAAUGAGCCCCCACGCCAGCAUCAGCCUUCUCCCUUGUCUGCACCCUGGAACCAUUGUGUUGGCCUAGAAGUAGGCACUCGAGUAGGAUUUCGCCAAAGAAAAAUCUGCUGUGAAAUCUGCUGUGUGGAAGACUUGUGCUGUCACAGGACUGAUCCUCGGUCUACGUUUUUCCGCUGGCUGAGAUCAGCCCCCGCCAGGCAUUAUCUUUAAUGUUAUACUUCACCCAAGACGCCAGGUCCCACAUGCUCUGUGAUUUUCCUUCUUUUCAGGUCUGUUAAAGGAGAUGUACAGUUUAAACCACUGGUCAGAGGUGCAAAAUGUUGGGCACCAUCUAAUCAGGGUCAUUUAUCAACACUGGGCAAAUUUGCCCAUGGGCAGUAACCCAUGGCAACCAAUCAGAUUGAUG
Messenger RNA from Xenopus laevis (African clawed frog), 1864 nucleotides. RefSeq names its product OX-2 membrane glycoprotein. The coding region runs from base 139 to 1065 and encodes 308 amino acids. The transcript is spliced from 5 exons. Lineage: Eukaryota; Metazoa; Chordata; Amphibia; Anura; Pipidae. The record is from RefSeq and is a predicted model, not a curated record.